Messenger RNA from Dichotomopilus funicola, 693 nucleotides. Its product is annotated as uracil phosphoribosyltransferase-domain-containing protein. The transcript is spliced from 3 exons. Lineage: Eukaryota; Fungi; Ascomycota; Sordariomycetes; Sordariales; Chaetomiaceae. Bases 1 to 693 code for a protein of 230 amino acids. The record is from RefSeq and is a predicted model, not a curated record.
AUGCCGGCCUCCGAACUCCCCUCCAACGUCCACGUCUCGCAGCACCCGUGUGUGCUCGCGAAGCUCAGCCAGUUGCGCUCCCAAAGCACACCACCAAAAGAUGUCAAGGCGUUGAUACACGAGAUCGCCCUUCUGGUGGCCAGCGAGGCGUUCGCCAAGGGUCUGAGCAGUGCUCCUGGGCCAACGGACAAAACUCCCCUCGGUUUCGACUUCCAAUCCCACCAAAUCACGCCCGCUACCAUCUCCAUCGUCCCCAUUCUUCGCUCCGGCCUCGGCAUGGUCGAAGCCGUACAAACCCUCCUCCCAGCCCCCGUUCCCGUCCACCACCUCGGCCUCUUCCGCGAGCCCGUGUCCCUCCUCCCGGUCGAAUACUACAACAACCUACCCAACCACGCCUCCUCCACCGGUGGCUCGGCCGGCCCCUCCGAGCUCGCCAUCAUCGUCGACCCAGUCAUUGCCACGGGCGGUACCUGCGCGGCAGCCAUCGCGACACUGCGUGAGUGGGGCGCUCGCCGGAUCAUUGUGCUGUCUUUGGUGGGCGCUGCGCCGGGUGUGCGUGCCGCGGCGGGCGAGUGGUCGGAGGGCGUGGAGAUUUGGUUGGCGGGUGUGGAUGAGGAGUUGACGGAUCGGGGGAUGCUGAAGCCUGGGCUGGGAGAUGUGGGAGAUAGGCUGUUUUUGACUAUUGGGAAAUAA